AUGCUGAUGGCGCUGCUGCGCUUCUGUAGUGCUUCGGACAUGUUUGCAAAUGCACAUGUGGACGGCUUCUCUGCUAAACAGCCCAAGGUGCGCUACAGCUCCAACACCAUCCUAAUGAUCACUGGUGCGCAGUUCUGGUACGAGAGCGCGCGCAGGGAGCUGCAGCGGCGGGUGGGCGGGGCGGCCCCGCCCCUCGAGCGCGCGCGCAACGUGGUGCUGGUGGUGGGGGACGGCCUGGGACUGCCCACCCUCGCCGCGGCCAGGCUGCUGCGUGGCCAGCGGGAGGGGAGACUCGGGGAGGACACGUGGCUCGCCUGGGACCGCUUCCCCGCCCUGGCGCUCGCCAAGACGUACAACAGCGACGCGCAGGUGGGCGACUCGGCGGCCUGCGCCACGGCGCUGCUCAGCGGCGUGAAGGCGAACCACGGAACGCUGGGCGUGUCCGGGGCGCGCUUCAACCAGUGCGACGACGCCGGCCGGCCGGUGUCCUCCUUGCUGUCCUGGGCGCAGGACGAAGGGCUGGCGACGGGGCUGGUGACCAACACGCGGCUGACGCACGCCACGCCCGCGGCGCUGUACGCGCACGCGCGCAGCCGCCACUGGGAGGACGACGCCAAGGUGCCGGUGUCCUGGCGGAGGUCCUGCAAGGACAUCGCGCGCCAGCUGGUCGAGGACUCGCCCGGCCGCGACCUCAACGUGGUCCUGGGGGGCGGCGGGCGCCACUUGCGGGGCGGCGGCGGCGGCGGCGGCGGCGGCGGCGGCCGGCGCCUGGACGGCCGCGACCUGGCGGGCGACUGGCUGCGCGACAAGCGGCGCCGAGGCGUCGCGGCGCACAGCGUCUCCACGGCCGCGGAGCUGGCGCGCGUCAGCACGGACCACGUCGACUACCUGCUGGGGGUGUUCGCCGACUCCCACCUGAGCUACGAGGUGGACCGGCCGGCGCGCGAGCCCUCCCUGACGGAGAUGACGGCCGUGGCUCUGAGGCUGCUGCAGCGGAGUGACCGCGGCUUCUUCCUCUUCCUGGAAGGCGGCCGCAUAGACCACGCGAGCCACCUGAACAACGUGUACCGCGUGCUGGAGGAGACGCUGGAGCUGGAGCGAGCCGUGCUGGAGGUCCUCCGCAGGGUGAACGUCUCCGACACGCUGCUGGUGUUCACCUCCGACCACUCCAGCGUCCUGGCCUUCGGCGGCAUGGCCGUGCCCCGCGGAAACUCCGUCUACGGUACCGACGGCGCGCGCUCGGACGUGGACGGACUGCCCUACGCCACGCUGCAGUUCGGCAACGGGCCCGCGCCGCACCCGGCGGCGGGGCGCAGGGACCCGGCGCCGGCGGCCGCCGCCCCCCGCAGCUGGGCCACGCACGGAGGCGAGGACGUCCCCGUCUUCGCGCAGGGCCCGCUGGCCGCGACGCUGUUCGCCGGGGUGUUCGACCAGAGCUACGUGCCUCACGCCGUGGCCUACGCCGCCUGCCUGGGCGAGCACCGGCAGCGCUGCGCCGCGAGACGCCCGCCCGGCGACUGCGGCGACCCCGGCGACCCCGCCUCCUCCUCCUCCCGCCAGCGGCGCGGCGACCCCGGGGGACCCGCGACCUCCGCGGCGCCGGCGACUCUGCUGUCGGCGGCCGGCUGCUGCUUCUGCCUCGCAGUGCUCGCCGGGCUGGGCUCGUGA
Messenger RNA from Bacillus rossius redtenbacheri, 1668 nucleotides. RefSeq names its product alkaline phosphatase-like. Gene Ontology annotation, molecular function: alkaline phosphatase activity. Gene Ontology annotation, biological process: dephosphorylation. Bases 1 to 1668 code for a protein of 555 amino acids. The record is from RefSeq and is a predicted model, not a curated record. NCBI's taxonomy places the organism in Eukaryota, Metazoa, Arthropoda, Insecta, Phasmatodea, Bacillidae. The transcript has 9 exons.